Messenger RNA from Dipodomys ordii (Ord's kangaroo rat), 2833 nucleotides. It is a transcript of the gene Nup107, whose product is annotated as nucleoporin 107kDa. Gene Ontology annotation, molecular function: structural constituent of nuclear pore. Lineage: Eukaryota; Metazoa; Chordata; Mammalia; Rodentia; Heteromyidae. Gene Ontology annotation, cellular component: nuclear pore outer ring; nuclear pore. Gene Ontology annotation, biological process: mRNA export from nucleus; protein import into nucleus; regulation of DNA-templated transcription. Bases 81 to 2636 code for a protein of 851 amino acids. The record is from RefSeq and is a predicted model, not a curated record. The transcript has 26 exons.
UCCGGAGAGCGGGAAGGCUGAAACGCGGUGGUAAAGCUGGAGCCAGACUAGCGAGCUUCUAGGUGGCGAAGGUCCUAGCCAUGGACAGGAGCGGCUUCGGAGAGAUGUCAUCCCCUGUGAUCCGGGAGGCGGAGGUGACACGGACGGCACGAAAGCAGAGUGCUCAUAAAAGAGUUUUAAUUCGAGCUUCCCAAGAUGAAAAUUUUGGUAAUAUUACACCAAGAAGCCAGAUCAUUCCUCGAACUCCCAGCUCAUUUCGACAGCCUUCUACUCCACUGAACCGAAGCUUACAACGACAUCCAGACAUUUCCUGCAUUCUUGGAACAGGAGGAAGGUCUCCCCGGCUUACACAGUCUUCUGGGUUCUUGGGCAAUCUGUCCAUGGUAACUAAUCUGGAUGACAGCAACUGGGCAGCUGCAUUCUCAUCACAGCGGCUAGGGCUCUUCACAAACAUGGAAGCCCACAACAUAACGGAGGACGUAAAUCUCAGUGCUGUUAUGUUACGUGAAGAUGACCCUGGAGAAGCUGUUUUCCACAGAGAUAGAAUACAGUCUUCCUUAGAAGAUGAAAAUAUGUUUGCAGUUACUGCUGUUAACGCCAGUGAGAAAACAGUUGUGGAAGCAUUGUUUCAGAGAGAUUCCCUUGUGCGACAAAGUCAGCUGGUGGUGGAUUGGUUGGAGAGUAUUGCCAAAGAUGAAAUUGGAGAUUUUUCUGAUAAUAUUGAAUUUUAUGCAAAAUCAGUAUAUUGGGAAAAUACUCUCCAUACCUUAAAACAACGACAGCUGCCUUCUUAUAUAGGAAGUGUUCGUCCUCUUGUCACUGAAUUAGAUCCUGAUGCUCCCAUUAGACAGAAAAUGCCACUUGAUGAUCUGGACAGAGAAGAUGAAGUUAGAUUACUCAAAUAUCUUUUUACUUUAAUCCGUGCUGGAAUGACAGAAGAGGCUCAACGGCUUUGUAAGCGUUGUGGUCAGGCAUGGAGAGCUGCAACACUAGAAGGCUGGAAACUCUAUCAUGACCCUAAUGUUAAUGGAGGAACAGAGUUAGAAACUGUUGAAGGAAAUCCAUAUAGACGCAUUUGGAAAAUUAGUUGUUGGAGAAUGGCAGAAGAGGAGCUAUUUAAUAGGUAUGAAAGAGCAAUUUAUGCAGCUUUAAGCGGGAACCUGAAGCAGCUUCUUCCUGUCUGUGACACCUGGGAAGACACAGUCUGGGCAUACUUCCGGGUGAUGGUGGACAGUCUGGUGGAACAGGAGAUCCGGACGUCAGUAAUGACUCUGGAGGAAACUGAAGAACUUCCUAGGGAAUAUUUAGAAGCAAAUUGGACCUUAGAAAAAGUUUUUGAAGAACUUCAAGCUACAGAUAAAACGAGAGUUCUAGAAGAAAAUCAAGAACAUUAUCAUAUAGUUCAGAAAUACCUUAUCCUGGGAGAUAUUGAUGGUUUGAUGGAUGAGUUUAGCAAAUGGCUUUCCAAAACCAGAAGCAAUCUACCUGGACACCUCCUUCGCUUCAUGACUCACCUCAUUUUAUUUUUCCGCACACUGGGACUGCAGACCAAAGAAGAAGUUUCUAUUGAAGUUUUAAAGACAUAUAUACAGCUUUUAGUAAAUGAAAAGCACACAAAUCUAAUAGCAUUUUAUACCUGCCAUUUGCCUCAAGACCUUGCUGUUGCCCAGUACGCAUUAUUCUUGGAAGGUGUUACAGAGUAUGAACAGCGCCACCAUUGCCUGGAGCUGGCUAAGGAAGCAGAUUUGGAUGUUGCAACAAUAACGAAAACAGUAGUUGAGAAUAUUCGAAAGAAAGACAAUGGUGAAUUUAGUCAUCAUGACCUGGCCCCAGCCCUAGAUACUGGCACUACUGAGGAGGAUCGGUUGAAAAUUGAUGUAAUUGACUGGUUGGUAUUUGACCCUGCACAGAGGGCUGAAGCACUGAAACAAGGCAAUGCCAUAAUGAGAAAAUUCUUAGCAUCAAAAAAGCAUGAAGCUGCCAAAGAAGUAUUUGUGAAAAUUCCUCAGGAUUCCAUAGCAGAAAUCUAUAAUCAGUGGGAAGAACAAGGAAUGGAAAGUCCACUUCCUGCUGAAGAUGAUAAUGCUAUCAGAGAACAUUUGUGCAUUAGAGCUUAUUUGGAAGCCCAUGAAACCUUUAAUGAGUGGUUUAAGCAUAUGAACUCAGCUCCACAAAAACCUACUGUGAUUUCUCAACCAAGUUUUACUGAGAAAGUGGCUUUUGAACACAAAGAAAAGAAAUAUGAACUGGAUUAUGGUAUUUGGAAAGGGCACUUGGAUGCCCUAACUGCUGAUGUGAAAGAGAAAAUGUACAACGUCUUGUUGUUUGUUGAUGGAGGGUGGAUGGUAGAUGUCAGAGAGGAUGCUGAAGAAGACCAUGAGAGAACGCAUCAGAUGGUUUUACUGAGGAAACUUUGUCUACCAAUGAUGUGUUUUCUGCUGCAUACCAUAUUGCAUAGCACUGGUCAGUAUCAGGAGUGCCUGCAGUUAGCAGAUAUGGUGUCCUCCGAGCGUCACAAACUCUAUCUGGUAUUUUCUAAGGAAGAACUAAAGAAAUUGCUUCAGAAGUUAAGGGAAUCCUCUCUCAUGCUUCUUGACCAGGGACUUGAUCCAUUAGGAUAUGAAAUUCAAUCAUAAUUCAUCAGUUUGAAUUCUCAUUUCCAUGAAAUAUGGAGGUUUGGUGUUUUUUUUUUUUAAUAAAACAUACAUAUUUGUAAUUGCUAGCUUUUUUUUGUAUCAUAGAAAAACGUAAAAUUUUAGGCAUUUGAAUUUUGUACUUUUCAGAUAAUUAUGCUUAUACUUUGAAAUUUUAAUGUAUUAUAUCAGUAUUUCCC